Messenger RNA from Phanerochaete carnosa HHB-10118-sp, 411 nucleotides. RefSeq lists its product as uncharacterized. Lineage: Eukaryota; Fungi; Basidiomycota; Agaricomycetes; Polyporales; Phanerochaetaceae. The record is from RefSeq and is a predicted model, not a curated record. The annotation marks the transcript as partial. Gene Ontology annotation, biological process: karyogamy involved in conjugation with cellular fusion; nuclear membrane fusion involved in karyogamy. Gene Ontology annotation, cellular component: endoplasmic reticulum membrane. The transcript has 3 exons.
CGCGCUACGCGUAAGCCAGACUGUUUCCAACGAGUGGCAAGCGCGCUCCGAGUACACUGCGAGCAGCUCGAAAUGAACGAAGAAGAGCGAAUCCGAGCCGCGACUUCCAUGACCCUUUGCGAGCUUGCCACCGCGAAUCACUGGCCGCCGCUUGAGUGUGCGCCUUUGGCUGUUGAUGACCCAUCGUCGGGGCACCCGUCCAGGUCUUCGCUGGACAGCUGUGUAGGGGCGUUGUCCAGGAGUGCGCAGUAUUGGUCCAGCUACUCCGGAUACCUCCGAGAGGCCCGUGAGCGCGACUUCUUGAUUGAUGUUUCGAAGAUGGCUCAAUUACGCUAUGUAGCGCAACUUUGUUAUGCAUACAGACGGUGGCACGACAUUGGUGCGUCUAACAGCCAUACUAACCCUGAGUAG